AUGGAUGGAAAGACCGUAACUCACUUUGCGCUUUGGGUAUGGUACACAAGCGUGAUUAAUAUCAAUGCUAAAUUGUCAAUUGGAGGAAGGCGGGUGGUUUGGCCAGAUAUGGGGAAGCAGGUAAGCAAUCGGCUGGGCUUUUGAUGGAUGAGGUUGUCAGGUGCGUUGAAGGACUUGUUUUAAAUAGGGAUGUUUUACAGAAGGAGGAUAUGGAGCAUUGAGAAAUCUGUAAACAAACCCAAACCUCUGCUGGCUCCAAUAUGUAUGUCUGUAUACUCUUAGCUCGUCCCCUUCAUAUAAGAGAGGCAGACCCAAGGAACUGGUCUGGUCUGUCCUGCUUCUUCCUAUAACCCUUGCAUAAAACUUGGUGGCAGAGCAGCUUCUUUGAUUGAAGAAGGUCCCAUGUUCAGACCCUGCCAGCAUCUCCGGGCAGGGCUGGGAGAGACGCCUGCUGGAAACCCUGGAAAGCUGCUGCCAGUCUGUGCAGGCACUAUUGAGCUAGAUGGGCCCAAUGGUCUGAUAUGCUGCAUAAGGCAGUCAAAUUCAGCUUCGUAUGUUCCUAAAUACGCCUCGUUUCAUGUCUUGGACUCCCAGCAAAUGUUUGAGCUUGCUGCUUUCUGGGGCCUGCCCCACACCAGUAUUAAUCCCCUCCCAGCAUCACCAAUGAGAGCAACAGCUUACUGGGAGAGGCAUCCUGCAGGCGCCCAGAAACCCUUUGCUUUGCUACUUUGCUAUAUACACACACACACACACACACACACACACACAGUCAUACCUCGAGUUGUGCUUCGGGUUGAGCGCAUUUGAGUUGCGCUCCACGGCAAUCCGGAAGUAACGGAGCGUGGGUUACUUCCGGGUUUUGCCGCUAGCGCAUGUGCAGACGCUCAAAAUGACGUCGCGCGCAUGCGCGGAAGCGGCAAAACGCGACACGCGCAGACGCGCCAUCACGUCUUGCGUUCCAUUCGGGAUGCGAACGGGGCUCCAGAACGGAUCCUGUUCGCAUCCCGAGGUACCACUGUGUGUGUGUGUGUGUGUGUGUGUGUGUGUGUGUGUGUGUGUAAUAAUAAUAAUGGAAAAAGCUAAAAAAAAACUACAAAAAAUAUCAAAGUACAUGGUAUAAAACAUAAGCUAUUAUGGGAAAGAAAAGAGGGGAAAGGAAAAGGAAAGGAGGAGGGGAAAUAGAAAAGAAAAAAAAGAUGAACAAGAUGAAAAAAGGAGAGAAAAAUGAGCCAAAACACAAGAAGGCUCGUCUAGGCUUCCAUCAAGGUCACAACAGAUCAUUAUUCUUAUCAAUUCUCUCUAUCUGCAUUCCACAGAAUCCCUCAUCUUGGUAUCAGGGAACAUUUCCCUAUUCUACUUCGCAAGUUAAACACGGGAGCUUCCCUUCCCAGGCAGAGCAGCUUCUCAAGACUUGCAAGCAGUGAUAUCUGUUUAAGAAAAAGGACGAUUUGAGGCUUAUGUCUGCCUGAAAUGGGGGUCUGUUGCUUUGACUGUCAUUGCCCAACUAGAACUGCAAUUAUUAAGGGCUUUUUAAGUGCUUUACGCUGCCCUGGUGGUUUGAGAGGGUGCUAUAUAAAUACCAGGGUUCAGACAAGGGUCUUUCUGGGGGUAGGGAAUUGAAUUCAGUUCACAUUUUAAGUUGAAUUUAUUAAAUUCCCAGGUUCCGAAACAAUAUGAGAACUGAAGCCCCACCCUCCUCCAAGUUCACAAUUAUCCAAAUCUACAACACUGUUCUCCAGCCAAGCAAACAUUUACAAAAAUGUUAUUAUGAUAUGUACUUUUGUGUUUUUAUACUGUAUGUCGCCCUGUGGUCCUCGGAUGAAGGGCAGCAGAUAAUAAAAUUAAUAAAUCAACAAUAAGCAGAGGAAAAUGUGCAAAAAAAUCAAUAUGAAAGCAGCAUACAAAAAUCACCAUAUUGGGAGCAAUUGCUGGCAAGAGUGUGGACGUUGGUUAAGACUGCAAUCAGAAAUGUGUCUAUUGAGGAGAAUUCGGCUAUUCCGAGAAUUCGGAAUAAUAUCCAUGAGGUUUUUAAAAAUAAACAAAAAUUGCAAAUUACUGCAGAAAAACAACUCUGGAGAACUGAAUUUAAGGCUGGAAAAAUUGAGAAACAGAGAGAAAUGAAAUUUGCAGAUCCUUCCAGCCUUACAAUUUGCCACCUGUAUUCAAAGCAAAUGUUCCACUACUAAGUCAGCCUUCUCCCAAUCCACCUGUCCUCCAGGUAUUUCUGACUACAACUCCUAUCAUCCAUGACAUCUGCUUGCAAAGUUUUGUCUGCCCUGCAGCCGCAGAGAUCAUUGUACUGCUGCAUACAUAACAGAGUUGAGUUCCGGGACUAGAUCUUUCCGGGAAAGAUAAGUGGAGCCGUCUUUCCCAUAGGGCUUAGUGGUGCGUUGCGCCAGGGCGCCGGCCUCUCAGGGGUGCCCCAGCGAUUUGGGGGAGCUGCGUGGCUUUGCCGGCGGCCUCCCCUUUCCCUGAACACCCGCCAGCUGCGCCCCGUCAACUACUGUGUUUUUCGCUCUAUAAGAUGCACCAGACCACAAGACGCACCUAGUUUUUGGAGGAGGAAAACAAGAAAAAAAAUAUUCCGAAUCUCAGAAGCCAGAACAGCAAGAGGGAUCGCUGCGCAGUGAAAGCAGCAAUCCCUCUUGCUGUUCUGGCUUCUGGGGUAGCUGUGCAGCCUGCAUUCGCUCCAUAAGAUGCACACACAUUUCCCCUUACUUUUUAGGAGGGAAAAAGUGAGUCUUAUAGAGCAAAAAAUACGGUAUAUGUCUGGCGGGCAUGCAGCUUCCUUCCCAAGCCUCCGCGGGGAUUGCUCUCCUGCAGCGGCAUGGGGAAGAGUUGCACACCCCCCCCCCCAUGGUUGGCAGUGUGCAGCUUCGCCCCCCCAACUAGCCGUGGUCAUUUGGGGGCGCUGGGCAGAUAUUUGCACCCCGGCGCCACAUCUGCUAAAGACAGCCCUGAAGAUAAGAAACUGAUCUUUCUCUGUCUCUUUCUUAUUUUUAUCCCUUUGCUUAUUUGCUAUCUUCUUCAUUUUCUUUCUUAUUUCUUGUUCUGUUUCUGUUUUUUGUUAUAUAUUUUAAUAAACCAGUUCCCUGAUGACGGAGACCUGGCUAAAAGUAUACUUUGAAGCAAGGUUUGGGUGUGCUAUGUUACCUUACGGUUUGCUUAGAAAUAACUGCUGCCUGUUCCAAAGUGAAGAACUGCGUAUGACUACAAAGGAAAGAGACAGCAGAAGUACAAUGAACUCAAUCAAUCAAUCAAUCAAUCAAUCAAAAAGAGUGCAGAAUGCAAAAAAUCGCAAAAUGCCCACCAUGCAAACAGGAAAUGUUUUCGGAGUGCCAGUUCACCUUGUGGCAGAGACACAGAAAACCUACCCAUUGUGCGAGCCCCAUCUCUCCCUUUUACCAAAUGUAUAUAUCUCUCGCCCGGGGGAAAGACACUGAGAAGUCAGUAUGGAAAAAAAUGACAACCUGCCAAGGCUCUGGAGAGAUUAUAAUCAACCGGCUGCGAUUCAUUACAUCUCCAUUUUGAAUUUUCAUUUAACCCAUUUAAUCGGAUAAUGGCACAUUCGUGAAUCCAUCAGUUAAGCCAGUCUGGUAUCUCAGGUAUCGGACAUGUGCUUGUUCAGUCUUCCCCGCGGCCUCUGGCCUGUCCACUCUCUGCCAUGAAAAUGAUUUAACGCUUCUCUGUCUAUUGCUGUCCCCCUGGAUUCUGCCCAGCCAGGGAGUGUGUGAGAUUGCUUGCAGAGAAGCCAGGCUGCGUUCAGCGGGGCUUGCUCCCAGGUAGGCACGCAGACGAUGGCAGCCAGGAUCACUUGCCAAGUAGAAAGAAAAGCGCCAGGGCUUUCAGUGAGCUGUCACGUCCUUCACCCACCGGGCGCCCUCCAGAUGUAGACUAUAGUUCCCAUCCACCUCAACCAUCACAGUCCAAAACCAGAGGGUGCCAGCUUGGCGCAGGCCAAACUAAUAGCAUCAGCCUCCUUAUGCUGUCUUAUUGUUGUUUAGUCGUUUAGUCGUGUCCGCCUCUUAAUGACCCCCUGGACCAGAGCACGCCAGGCACUCCUGCCUUCCACUGCCUCCCGCAGUUUGGUCAAACUCAUGCUGGUAGCUUCAAGAACACUGUCCAGCCAUCUCGUCCUCUGUCGUCCCCUUCUCCUUGUGCCCUCCAUCUUUCCCAACAUCAGGGUCUUUUCCAGGGAGUCUUCUCUUCUCAUGAGGUGGCCAAAGUCUUGGAGCCUCAGCUUCAGGAUCUGUCCUUCCAGUGAGCACUCAGGGCUGAUUUCCUUCAGAAUGGAGAGGUUUGAUCUUCUUGCAGUCCAUGGGACUCUCAAGAGUCUCCUCCAGCACCAGAAUUCAAAAGCAUCAAUUCUUCGGCGAUCAGCCUUCUUUAUGGUCCAGCUCUCACUUCCAUACAUCACUACUGGGAAAACCAUAGCUUUAACUAUACGGACCUUUGUUGGCAAGGUAAUGUCUCUGCUUUUUAAGAUGCUGUCUAGGUUUGUCAUUGCUUUUCUCCUAAGAAGCAGGCGUCUUUUAAUUUCAUGGCUGCUGUCACCAUCAGCAAUGAUCAUGGAGCCCAAGAAAGUAAAAUCUCUCACUGCCUUAUGCUGUCUAUCAACCCUCUAAUUAAAUAUCUUUGGGUUGAAGUCAGCAAUAAAGAUGAGAGAGCCUCCAGCACCUAGAAUAGAAUAGAAUAGAAUAGAAUAGAAUAGAAUAGAAUAGAAUGCUCUUAUGCAUUGCUCUUAGUUUGCAGCCUUUGGUCAUGCUGUCGUGUGACCAAGAGACCCUGCCUAUUAGUCUUAACUACGGCUUGCUUGAUAGCAGCCAGUUUCAUUCAUAAGCUAUAGUUUGCAGUUGACUUUUCUCAAGUAACUGCAGUCUGUUGGGUUUGGACGAAUGCCAAAGUGAGGUUAAUUAAAAAAUUCAAGUGGCAGUUUUCAAACUUCCCCAGGGAAGCUUGAGCUUCUUUGUAGCUGCUCGAUUUUGGUGAUAUUUAUUUUCAGCGUGGUGCGUUUCUCUAAAAAGGUAUGGCUAUCUUCUUUCCAUUAUGAGGAAUUCUUGCAGGCACAACUGACAAAUGGAUAGCGGAAAGUCGCUUUUACUUAUCUAUCUCUGUCUCUUUACUUUCUUACCCAUAUCUCUUUGCUUAUUUGCUAUCUCCUUCGUUUUCUUUCUUUCUUAUUUCUUGUUCUGUUUCUGCUUUUUUGUUGUAUGUUGAAAAGUUGUAAUAAAACUAUAUUUGAAGAAGAAGCUAAUUUGGCCUGAUUGGAUAGAUUUUAACACUUGCUGGAUCUAGGGAUUAAUUAGAGUUUGGCACCCACAAACUCAUAACUAUAUACACACAUCACUCUCCCGAAGGCAGAAAUAAAGAAGAAGAGAAAGCACAAAGUCCUUUUCCACCAUCACGGGCCAACUCAUCAAUUUUUAGCUUGUGUGAUAAGGUAAAGGUAAAGGGACCCCUGACCAUUAGGUCCAGUCGUGGCCGACUCUGGGGUUGCGGUGCUCAUCUCGCUUUAUUGGCCGAGGGAGCCGGCGUGCAGCUUCCGGGUCAUGUGGCCAGCAUGACUAAGCCGCUUCUGGCAAACCAGAGCAGCGCACGGAAACGGCGUUUACCUUCCCUCCGGAGCGGUACCUAUUUAUCUGCUUACACUUUGACAUGCUUUUGAACUGCUAGGUUGGCAGGAGCAGGAACCAAGGAAGAGGAGCUCACCCUGUCGUCGGGAUUCGAACCGCCGACCUUCUGAUCAGCAAGCCCUAGGCUCUGUGGUUUACACCACAGCCCCACCUGCGUCCCACCUUGUGUGAUACCUUGGUUUUAUUUCUAAAGUUGAGCCUCUGGUACCUCCUUUCUUAAGCCUUUUGAGGGGGGCUACAGUGGUGCCUCGCAAGACGAAAUUAGUUUUUUCGUCUUGCGAAGCAACCCUAUUAGCGGCUUCGCGGAUUAGCGCUAUCAGCGGUUUAGCGGCUAUUAAAGGUUUAGCGGCUUAGCGGCUUAGAAAAAGGGGGGGGGGAGCGAAAAAAAAUCUCAAGACUCGCAAGACAUUUUCGUCUUGCGAAGCAAGCCCAUAGGGAAAUUCGUCCUGCGAAGCGCAUCAAAAAACGGAAAACCCUUUCGUCUAGCGGGUUUUCUGUCUUGCGAGGCAUUCGUCUUGCGGGGCACCACUGUAUUCAGUUUGCUUCCCCCUCCCUCCCCGUCAACUGCAUCUAAGGCCAGCUGUGAUCUUUCUUAAGCUAUCGUCACAGCUGCUCUUCGGCUGCAUUCGUAGAAUCGUGGAAUUGGACGGGACCCGAGGGUCAUCCAGCCCAACCCCCAGCAAUGCAGGAAUCGCAACUGAAGAAUCCAACCUCUGCUUAAAAAUCUCCAAGGAAGGAGCGCUCGCCACCUUCCAAGCAGCUUUCGUUUGCUUCAACACAACGAGCAGUCCGCGCAGCUCGAAAGCUUACAUGCUUCUCCACCAUUUUAUUUUAUUUUUCCCCAAAAAAUUUUAUUCAUUUUAUAACACAACUAAACAAUACAAACAGAAAAACAAACAAUACAAACAAAUUCUUGUCUUAUCCUUAUUUUUUCUAAACAUUGUUAGGUGAGCUUCCCCAAGUCCCCCCAUCUGAUUUUCAUUUUACCUCAUCUUUAGCAGUUUACAUAUAUCAUAAUUUUUAACCAUUUUUUUAAAUGAUGCUUACUUUUACUAUAAAAAUCUUCAUAUUUUAUCACUUACAAAGAAUACCAUUUUAAAAUAGACCAUCUUCUACUUCUAACCCUACAGCCUAUAUCCACUUCCAAAGCUAUUCUAAGAUUUAAAUGUUAACAUAUUUUUUCAAAUAUUCUUUAAACUUCUUCCAAUCUUCUUCCACCGUCUCUUCUCUCUGGUCUCGGAGUCUCCCAGUCAGUUCGGCAAGUUCCAUAUAGUCCAUCAUCUUCAUCUGCCAUUCUUCGGUUGUUGGUAAAUCAUGUUUCUUCCAACUCUUCGCUAGUAAUAUUCUCGCAGCUGUUGUGGCAUACAGGAAAAAAAGUUCUUUUUGGGGAUUUUACCCCCCCCAUCUCCACCAUUUUAAUAGAGAGAGAAAAAUAUCUCUGAUAUCAGGGGUUGCCCACCUAUUUCGGUAUAGCGAUUAAAUCAAAUGCCAACAAAUGGAAAUGCAAUUGGUGAUAAAAGCCUGUCUGUGCUGGUCCCGGGGGGUUACUCUGCGGCGUGGUCCGAGUCCAGUCCAAGGUCGAUGGUACGGUAUGGAGGCUGUCCGUCAAAGCUGAAGCUGGGUCCAAGGCGGGGAGUCGGGUGAGGUCAGGAACUCUGGCAGAAGAGCAGGACAGGGUGCCGGCAGGAACAGGCUCCUGCAACCUGGGACUGGGCUGGCCGGCUUUUAUCUGCCCCGAGGCAUAGGGCAGCCCCGAUCCUCUGGUGACUCGCCUCUCCUGGCCUGGAGGCGAGCACUCCUCCUGCGGGAACUUAGUUCCCUCCGCCUCUCUGUCCUGAGCCUCUGCAGCUCAGGAGAGGCUGGAGGGUUACCGGACCAGAGGCAACCUCAGCUUCCUCUGACGGGGCUGAGAGUGGAGCACCUGCAGGCAAUGGGUCCUCCAUCACCUCCGGAGCCAGAGCAGACUCAGCUGGUGCCUGCACCUGAGGAUCCAGCACAGGUGAGGACCCUUCAGGUUCAAGCCCCAGCCCCUGCUCAGCCGGCCUUGAAGGCGGGGACUCCUGUGCAGGCUGGGAUUCCUCAGGUUCAGCCUCUGAAUCCGAUUCCCAGGCCAUCACACUGUCCUCAAGCACACACACACACACACACACACACACACACACACACAAACAACCAGCCAGUUUUUCUGUUUCUCUGCUGCUCCUUAUCGUUCCCUUCUUGAACCUGCUGCCCUGCAGGUAUUUUGGACUAGUUUCAUGACAGAGUCCCUUCCCUGCAUGCAACAGCUGCCCAUGUUCCUAGAGGGUGGGGCACAAGAUCUCCAUGCAGAAUCAUAGAAUCGUAGAGUUGGGAGGGUUCCCAGGGGUCAUCUAGUCCAAUCCUCUGCAAUGCAAAGCCCCGGGUUCAAUUCCUUAUGCCUCCGAGUCAUCAUGGGCUGUGCUCAGCUAGAUAAACCAUUAGUCUGAGUCGGUAUAACAUAAAGCAGCUCUCUGAGGACUAAGAGUAGAAAUGGAUGGGUGCAAUAGGAGUAGUGAGCCUGAGUAUGCUCACUGUGUUGUUUAGAUGUGACUCUUCUUCCCUCGCAGGAAGAAGAAGAAAAGAAGUUCUGUGCAUCUGUGGCCAAAGUCAGCUGUGUAUAGCUCCGACUGGCAGGAACCCAAUAACGUCACUAACCCACCUCCCAGUGUUUCUGAAAACUGAUUCUGCUUUUGGAAAAAGAAAGGAGAGGAACAAAUGUAAAUUUAAUUCAGUAAUGUGUGUGCGGCAUUUUACUAAUAAAAAGGGCAGACAGUCUGCCUGGAGCAUGGAGGGGCGGAGGCCAGGAGCAGGGCUGAUGACUGAAUCAUCCUAUCUGUCAAACGCGGUGGGAAGGCUGGGGCUUUAUCCUGCUCUGUGCUCUUCUCAUGUCAGCCCCUGCACACAUUCUGGGUUAGCCCUGCAGGGGCAAAAUCAUUCAGUGGAGGACAAGAAGGAUGGGGGCUGGAGCUUGUUCUACAGCAGAGCUGAAUAAUAUUUAUGGUCUCCAACCAGCUUGUAUAACCUAGACAGCAUCUUAAAAAGCAGAGACAUCACCUUGCUGACAAAGGUCUAUAUAGUUAAAGAUAUGGUUUUCCCAGUAGUGAUGUAUGGAAGUGAGAGCUGGACCAUAAAGAAGGCUGAUCGCCGAAGAAUUGAUGCUUUUGAAUUAUGGUGCUGGAGGAGACUCUUGAGAGUCCCAUGGACUGCAAGAAGAUCAAAGCUCUCCAUUCUGAAGGAAAUCAGCCCUGAGUGCUCACUGGAAGGACAGAUCCUGAAGCUUGAGGCUCCAAGACUUUGGCCACCUCAGGAGAAGAGAAGACUCCCUGGAGAAGACCCUGAUGUUGGGAAAGAUGGAGGGCACAAGGAGAAGGGGACGGCAGAGGACGAGAUGGUUGGACAGUGUUCGUGAAGCUACCAGCAUGAGUUUGACCAAACUGCAGGAGGCAGUGGAGGACAGAAGUGCCUGGCGUGCUCUGGUCCAUGGGGUCACGAAGAGUCGGACACGACUAAACGACUAAACAACAACAACCAUCUUGCAUAAUGCAAAUUAAUUAAUGUACAUGCACGGUUGAUUAGUAAGGGGAUGGGGAAUCUCCGUCCUUUAUCACCCGGCAUUAUUCCAUACAACUGAGUUACAAUUGCAGGGCUGCGUCCUGUACAAGCUGCAACUGAGAAAGUUUGCCGCUCGCUGCGUGUUUAUCCCAUGGCUCUGGGACUCGGGCCGUUUGCAGAGAAGGAGCUUUGUCCAGCACCGUGAUGGAUUACAGGGUCCUUUGGACUGGCUGACGGCUGCUUUUGCAGGCAUGCGUUGCCUAGUUGUCUUCCCUUUGGGUUCUGAGGGACUUAUCAGUGGCGUCGCUCAUGUUCAGACAAACUACUUGCGCAUUCAUCUCUUUGUGAGCGCCGACUGUAUUGUUUGCUGUAAUUAUGCUUCCAACUCUGUUCGGCUGAAGCAUUUGCAAAUUUUAUUCCAGUUAAGCCCCAUAGGAUCCCCACAGGCAGAGGCUUCACCAGCAGUUUGCCAACUUAGACAGCUGCAGAAGAGGAUUAGAUGAAUCCGUGGAGGAGUAGGCUCUCAAUGGCUGCUAGGCUAUGGAUUUCACCAUGAGAGGUAGUGGGAAUCACAGGUGGAGAAUGUGCCGUCGCACUUAGGGUCCUGCUUGUGGGAAUACCAAAGGCAUCUGGUCGGCCACCGUGAGAACAGGUAAAGAAUCAUAGAGUUGGAAGGGACACCUAGGGUCAUCUAGUCCAACCCCGUGCAAUGCAGAAAUCUCAGCUGAAGCACCCAUGGCAAAUUACCGUCCAACCGCUGCUUAAAAACCUCAAUGGAAGGAAAAUCCACCUCUUCCGAGAGAGACUGUAAAACAGCUUUCGCCAUCAGAAACUUUUUCCGUACGUUUAGUUGGUGAAGUGUAGGUGGGUUCCCACGGGGCAAGCAAUAACAGCAAGAACCUUUAUUGGACUACAUAACUGGGAAAUAGGGGCAAAGCAACUGCUUAUAUACAUUCCUGGAAGCCUGGGCCACUCCCACUCCCAACGUGAUUGGCUGUCUAAACUUCCAAGCUGCGAAUCACGACUCAAGAGUCCAAGGGCCAAUGGCAGAGGCCCAAAUCCUGAAAUGUUCUGUGAUUGGACAUCAUGUAUCGAAUCAGAACACAGGAGCUCAGAAUCCUUAGUCCAGACUCCAGCUCAGGCAAACACAGACCACUGAAUACAUAACAGUUGGGAUCUCCUUUCUUCUAACUUGAAGCCAUGGGUUCGAGUCCUACCCUCCAGAGCAGGGGAAAACAAGCAUGCUCCAUCUUCCCUGUGACAGCCCUUGAGAUAUUUGAAGGGGGCUGUCUUAUUUCCUAUCAGUCUCCUCUUUUGCAGGUUCAGCAUAGCCACCUGACUCAAAUGUUCCUCAUAAGGAGGCAGGAUCAGAAUGGUCUGUGGCCUGAUCCUGCAGCCAGGCUCUUCUUAACUCCUCUUCUGUCUUUUUUUCCAGCUCGGGGCCAUGUAUUCCUCUGUCAACUGCUCCCACUUGGAACUAAAACUGUCCAUCCUGGAGCUGCUGGAGCAGGCAGCCUACAAGGACCUGUGCAACGAUAGCAGUCGAGACGACCCUUACUUUGACCCCGAAGACCUGAACAUGACCAUAGAGGAGCUCCGCCUGAAGUACUUGGGGCCUCGCCGGUCGGGGUUCUUCGUCCCCAUCUGCACCACGUACCUCCUGAUUUUCGUGGUGGGUGCCGUGGGCAACGCCCUGACCUGCCUGGUCAUCAUCCAGCACCGAUUCAUGAGGACGCCCACCAACUAUUACCUCUUCAGCCUGGCCGUCUCGGACCUGCUGGUCCUCCUCCUGGGCAUGCCGCUGGAGAUCUACGAGAUGUGGAGCAACUACCCGUUCCUUCUGGGCGCAGGCGGCUGCUGCUUUAAGACCCUGCUGUUUGAGGCCGUCUGCUUCGCCUCCAUCCUCAACGUGACGGCCCUCAGCGUGGAGCGCUACAUCGCCGUGGUGCACCCUCUCAAGGCCAAGUACGUGGUGACCAAGAACCACGCCAAGAGGGUCAUCAUUACCGUCUGGGUCCUGUCCAUCAUCUGCUCCAUCCCCAACACCAGCCUCCACGGCAUCCAGACCCUCCACGUCCCCGCCCGGGGAGUGGUCCCCGACUCGGCCACCUGCACCCUGGUCAAGUCCCGCUUGAUGUACAACCUCAUCAUCCAGGUGACCACCAUCAUCUUCUUCUUCGUGCCCAUGGGCGUCAUCAGCGUCUUGUACCUGCUCAUCGGCCUGCAGCUCAGGAAGGAGAAGAUGCUAGAGGCUCUGGAGGCCAAGUCAGCCAGCAACUGCGACUACCACAACAUCCGCCUCCAGCAGAAGAAAGUCCGCAGGAGGCAGGUGACCAACAUGCUGUGUGAGUUGAGGGGAGCCCAGGAGCUGCGUGGGAUUGUGGGGGAAAUAUUGGGGGGGGGGUGUUACUUGCUUUCUUCUUAUUCCCAGAACUAGGGCUACAGUCUUUGCCGUUGUGUUCCCAUUCAUUACUUUCACCAGUGAAUGUGGUGUCAGAAAAGGCAUAUACAGUGGUACCUCGGGUUACGUACGCUUCAGGUUACAUACGCUUCAGGUUACAGACUCCGCUAACCCAGAAAUAGUGCUUCAGGUUAAGAACUUUGCUUCAGGAUGAGAACAGAAAUUGCAUGGCGGCAGCGGGAGGCCCCAUUAGCUAAAGUGGUGCUUCAGGCUAAGAACAGUUUCAGGUUAAGAACGGACCUCCGGAACGAAUUAAGUACUUAACCCAAGGUACCACUGUAUUAUUUUAUUGUUGUUAGCUGCCCUGAGCCCGGCUUCGGUUGGGGAGGGCGGGAUAUAAAUUAAAAUUUAUUUUUAUUUUUAUUUUUAUUAUUAUUAUUAUUAGCUGUCAUACUGCCAGGAGUUGGUGAUGUACCUUCUCUGUACAGCAGUAGCAUGGUUCUCAAAUAAUAAUAAUAAUAAUAAAUUUUAUUUGUACCCCACCCUCCCCAGUCGCUCAGGGCGGCUAACAACCAAUAAUAAAAACAAGUUGAUUGAAAUACAACUUAAAAAACAAGAUUAAAAUACAACAUUAAAAUAAUUUAAACAUUAAAAUGCAGCCUUAAUCCAUUCCAGAAUUCCAUUCCAAAACCAAGGCGCGCUUUCCCUUAGAAAGUAAUGCAAAACAGAUUCAUCCAUUCCAGACUUUAAAAAACAACCCCUAAAACAGCAAUUUAACAUGGAUUUUACUAUCUAACGAGACCAUUGAGCCAUAAAAUGAAAGCAAUAAUCGAUGUCCUGCACUAUAAAAUAAAUAAGAUAGUAUUGUAGAUGAUAAAAAAUUAAAAUUAAUUUUUUUCCCUUACCUGCACUGAUGAUAGUCAUGGUUUGGAUGGGGUUUUUUAUCCAUUUCCGCAGUCACACAAUCAAUCAGUAGCCAAACUGGGUUCCACACAGUCAGGAAAACAAAUUAACCGAAAAAGCCUCAAAAACAAAUAGCAAAACCAACGGCAAAAACAAAAGCGCCAAACGUAAUCUGUUCCGGAGGUCCGUUUGACUUCUGAAAUGUUCGAAAACCAAGACGCAGCUUUUGAUUGGUGCAAGCGCCCUGGAAACAGCAGCUACAGCCGCAUUGGUCGUUCGGCUUCCGAAAAAUGUUCAAAAACUGGAACACUUAUUUCCGGGUUUUCAGCGUUUGAGAAGCAAGGCGUUUUGAGUACCAAGGCGUUUGAGAACCGGCACAAUAUUAUGAUGGAAGACUGGGAGAAGUUGUGGAAAAAAGGAAUUAAAUUUACAGCAUGUAGUGUAUUAAGAGAAAAUUUGAUGAAAAUGAUGCAUAGAUGGUACUUAACACCAGUGAAGCUAGCAAAAAUGUAUCAUACUCAUGAUAAUAAAUGCCGGAAAUGUAAGGGGAGAAAAGGAACCUUUUACCACAUGUGGUGGACGUGCCGCAAGGUAAAAGACUUCUGGGAAAGGAUUUAUAACGAACUGCAAAAAAGUGUUGAAAAACACAUUUAUUAAGGCGUUUGAGAACCAAGGUACCACUAUAUUUCAGCUAAAACACACCAUUUGUAAAUGUGUGCGCACACACAAACACAUGCAUGCGUGGUGCUGGAACUCAGCAUGAAUGCCACCCUUGUUCUCUUAAAGCAACAAUGGCACCUACCUGAGAAGGUUUGCACAGUGGCAGAGUUUCAUGCUCUGGCAUGGGGGGGGCGCAGAACAGGUGAGGGCGGGGCUGGAGCGCAUCCCGGGGGCAUGGCGCGCCACCCACAGGGGUGUGGCACACACCCUGGGUGUGCGCCACACGGCCUGAGGGGGCAUGGCGUCCAGUGGGGGGGGCAGCCGCAAUGCCACCCCACUGGGAUCGCACUGCCGGGGACGGUGCGCUCCCCCCGCACUCCUCUUCCUCCGCCUGUGAGGUCGGAACGGAGUUCUGGCUGAAAAAAAGCCCUGGGUCCAUAGUUUAAAUUAAACAUUAAUUUCAUUUUUUAUUUUUUUUUAAAUGAUAUUUCUUAAGAUUUCAAAAGAAAAAGAUUACAUUAAUAAAAAAAUUAACAAUAAAAAGGAAAAAUACAAAAUACAAAAUACAAAAAAGAAAAAACAGUUAAAAACAAUUCCAUCUUUUCAUCACUUCUCUUACAUUUACUUGUUUCCCGGACCUCCUCAUACCUCCCUCUUUUGUAUUCCAAUUCAAUUUGUUAGUCCAGCAAUUCCUUUCCCUCCUUUUUAAUCCUGAUCUUUAAUCUUGAUAUAUUAUAACAUUAAAUCUUUAUGUAUUAAAAACCAAUUUUUCCAUAUUCUUUUAUACCAUUACAGCUAGAAACCGCUUAACUUCAAUCCGUCAUCAUUCUAACAUUCAUUAAUUUUACAAUAUUUCUGUAAGUAAUCUUUAAAUUUCUUCCAAUCUUCUUCCACCGACUCUUCUCCCUGGUCUCGGAUUCUGCCAGUCAUUUCCGCCAAUUCCAUGUAGUCCAUCAUUUUCAUCUGCCAUUCCUCCAGUGUGGGUAGAUCUUGUGUCUUCAAAAUUAAACAUUAAUUUCAGCAUAGGCGAAACAGUGGGAUUUGUGGGGAGGACGACAUGGCAGGGGACUUUCUGUAGGAAAGCUGGCAGGAAACCAAGUCCUGGAUUUAAGACAGAAGAAUUCUCUGCCUCUCUCUGAUUUUGUCAUUAAAUUCCCCCCUGUCACAGCGGAGGCUAACACCCCUUGGAGCAACGCAAUUCCAGCCCAAUCCAAAUGAAUAAACAGAUUCUAGUUUAAAAUUAUAUACGCCAGAAUAUUCCCCGGUGUGAGGGAAGGUUGUUCCAUGUCCUCCUUCGCUAAAUACACAGUAAAGGUAUACCAAUCUGCUGUAAAUGUGCCCUUUCGCUUCAAACCCCUCACAAGCUUUAAUUUGUUAGGUUUCCUGCCACCGCUAACUGCCAUGCUCUCUUACGCCACGUUCCUUCCAGAACUUUCCAGUACUUUGCUACUACCACCAAGAGGCCUCGGGUUCCUAACUGCCAUUUCCUCGAUGGCUUUAAAAAAAAGGAUUAAGACAAAUUCCCGCCAUGAUGGAGAUGCUCCGCAGGGAAAGAGCGGUCUAAUAAAUAAUAAUAAUAAUAAUAAUAAUAAUAAUAAUUUAUACCCCGCCCAUCUGGCUGGGUUUCCCCAACAGAACACUAAAAUACAAUAACCUAUUAAACAUUAAAAGAUUCCCUAAACAGGGCUCCCUUCAGAUGUCUUCUAAAAGUCUGCUAGUUGUUGUUCUCUUUGACAUCUGGUGGGAGGGUGUUCCACAGGGAGGGUGCCACUACCGAGAAGGCCCUCUGUCUGGUUCCUUGUAACUUGGCUUCUCGCAGCGAGGGAACCGCCAGAAGGCCCUCAGCACUGGACCUCAGUGUCCGGGCUGAACGAUGGGGAUGGAGACGCUCCUUCAGGUAUACAGUACCGAGGCCGUUUAGGGCUUUAAAGGUCAGCACCAACACUUUGAAUUGUGCUCGGAAACGGACUGGGAGCCAAUGUAGGUCUUUCAGGACUGGUGUUAUAUGGUCUCGGUGGCCGCUCCCAGUCACCAGUCUAGCUGCGGCAUUCUGGAUUAGUUGCAGUUUCCAGGUCACCUUCAAAGGUAGCCCCACAUAGAACGCAUUGCAGUAGUCCAAGCAGGAGACUAGAGCAUGCACCACUCUUGCAAGACAGACAGCGGGCAGGGAGGGUCUCAUCCUGCGUACCAGAUGGAGCUGGUAAACAGCUGCCUUGGACACAGAAUUGACCUGCGCCUCUAUGGACAGCUGUGAGUCCAAAAUGACUCCCAGGCUGCACACCUGGUCCUUCAGGGGCACAGUUACCCCAUUCAGGACCAGGGAGUCCCCCACACCUGCCCACCCCCUGUCCCCCAAAAACAGUACUUCUGUCUUGUCAGGAUUCAACCUCAAUCUGUCAGCCGCCAUCCAUCCUCCAACCACCUCCAGACACUCACACAGGACCUUCACCACCUUCACUGGUUCUGAUUUGAAAGAGAGGUAGAGCUGGGUAUCAUCCACAUACUGAUGAACACCCAGCCCAAACCCCCUGAUGAUCUCUCCCAGAGGCUGCAUGUAGAUGUUGAAAAGCAUGGGGGAUAGGUCUUGUGUUCGAAUCCCGCUUGCGGGUUUCCCAUAGGAGACACCAGGUUGGCCACUGCGAGGGCAGGUGUUCUCCUCUCUCACUUUCUUCUCUCUGCCCCUCAGUCGCGCUGGUGGUCGUCUUUGGGAUCUGCUGGGCUCCCUUCCACACCGACCGCCUGGUCUGGAGCUUCGUGACCCACUGGACCGACCAGAUGCUGGGGAUGUUCCAGUACGUGCACAUCAUCUCGGGCGUCUUCUUCUACCUGAGCUCGGCUGCCAACCCCAUCCUCUACAACCUGAUGUCCACCCGCUUCCGGGAGAUGUUCAAGGACGUGAUGUGCCGCCGGCGCUUCCAGAAGCUAGGCUCGCGCAAGCACUCGCCCAGCAGCACUCGCGUCACCAUGCGCAGCACCGUCUCAGAGCACGUCGGAGGAGGCGACGGGCAGCCGCUGUCCGACCUGGAGGACUAUGAGGCCGACCCGGAGAGGGACGAGGCGGAGGAGUGCGAGGGCCCUUUCCUCUGA
Molecule: messenger RNA, 16254 nt
Organism: Podarcis lilfordi (Lilford's wall lizard)
Lineage: Eukaryota; Metazoa; Chordata; Lepidosauria; Squamata; Lacertidae
Source: the annotation of a GenBank genome assembly